Molecule: messenger RNA, 1485 nt
Organism: Sclerotinia sclerotiorum 1980 UF-70
Lineage: Eukaryota; Fungi; Ascomycota; Leotiomycetes; Helotiales; Sclerotiniaceae
Exons: 1
Coding region: 1-1485 (494 amino acids)
Source: RefSeq, a predicted model, not a curated record
AUGGCGGUUCCGAUCGAAAACUUUGGGCUGGAGAAUCUCCUUCAGGAGAGAGUGUAUAUAAAAUGGGUUGAUGAGGGACAUUCUUAUACGUUGGGUUCUUGCUUAGCUGGCAAUAAAGAGAACACCAAUCUUCUUAUGAAAGUGGUCCGUGAUUCAGAAAGACGUAUUCAUGUUUAUUUCUCCCUUAAGGUGACUCACAAGCAUACUGGCAAAAAUCGCCCAAUGGAGAUGUUACUGGUUGUCCCGCCGCAUGGUGACUUUGAAUGUUCCUUGAAGUUUCUUCCAAUAUCGGGGCUUGAUGAUUUGUCCUCCCAUGACGCAUCUGCCCUCCACGCAGCCGGUCUAAGCAAUUUGGAGCAUAUCAUUGCCCUACCAUUCGAUCUAGAUUUUACAGGAUUUGUCGUUAGGAAGGAGAGGGAAUCUGCGACUAUCUUACCUUCCAACUCUACCUCGAGCGCAUUGAUGCAGAAACUCAGAUCUUUAUCUGUUACGAAGAGCUUUAAGGUUUAUAUCAGACCUUCCGAUUACGCGCGGGAACAUUUGAAAACGGUUGACGAGCUCUUGCGUGAUAAGAGCGUAUGGAUCUGCGAACCUGACAUGCGAAAGAUAUACUCUCAAAAAGGCAUUAUGCUAGUGGACUGGUCCCAGAUUAAACAUCAAGAAUUCAAGGGUAGACCACCGCCAUACACCACACACGAUGCACAAAGGUCGAUUGAAGUGCAGGUUCCUCGAUCACCGUCAAUCGCAGCUGUAGAUGCAAACGUAGAUAUUGUACCGGCAACACCGAGCCUCCUGCCAGUGUGCCAUGGUAUUUUCUCACCCGACUGUGAAGAGCCGUCAGAUGUUGCAGAAGACUUGGAUUUUGACGAUAUUUGUCAAGAUUCAGGACAUGUCGAACCAUAUCUUGAGGUGGACUCGGAUGAGGAAUACCUUGCCGCCUUAAAUGCUCAACAACUAAGUCAACAACUCAGACAAGACGCGAGCUCGGAGGCUCUUCGGUCAGAAUUCAAAGAGUGGUUAAAGGCAGCAAUGUCAAUAAAUGAAAAUGUGUACGAACACAGCCGACUGACUAAAAAGUUAUUCGCUCUUGGUGAAAGUGUCCAUACGUCUAAUGUUGGGAUGUUUAACGCUAUUAGACCUUGGUGCUCUGCAUUGUUCUUAUGCGACCCUACAGAUUCAAGCAGACCAACGGAUGAAUGGUUUGUCUCGGACAUGGCUGAGCUCAUCAAAUGGGUUAACACACUUCACCGUGGCGCUGAGAUGACUAUGCUGAUAGACGGUUUUCUACAGCUUGGUAGUGCUGCUCGUGUAUGUGACAAGGACCAGUAUAAGCGUCAUAAAGUUGACUUUCUGCUUCGCAUAUGGGUCGAAUUUGACUGCUCAAGUACCAGUAUCAACGGGGAGAGGAGGAAGGCCUUGUCCCGAAAAAGGAAUAUCUUGAAAACUGGUAGCAAUGUUUCUAAACGAGCUAGAACAGCUGCGUAA